This is a messenger RNA of Ambispora gerdemannii, 447 nucleotides long. NCBI's taxonomy places the organism in Eukaryota, Fungi, Glomeromycota, Glomeromycetes, Archaeosporales, Ambisporaceae. The record is from the annotation of a GenBank genome assembly.
AUGUUAAAACCCAAAGUCAUUUCCCAGGUUCUUCGACAAGCAACGACGGGAGGUGUAAAAGCUACUCUACUUUUGAAUUCCGAAGGUUCUCCUUUGGCAUUUGUUUCAGAAUCUGGUGACCGCGAUGCUCGAGUUUAUGCGGCCAUUGCGUCCAAUGUUUGGAGCACAUUUGAAAAGAAUACUAGACCAUUGACAAAGGAAAAUCUAGCCACUGGAUCUGGAUCGGGUGGCGGUACCAGUAGUGGUAAUGGUGCGAAUAAUGCAUUGAAGUUUUUGUUGGUAGAGUGUGAGGAAGGUAAUCUUGCUAUCACUACUGUCGCGAAUAUGUUAUUGUGUUUGACUGCAAACCCGGAUGUUGCAUUAGGAAUCCUGAAAGCAAAGACGGAAGCCUUAGCUCGACAUUUAGAAGAACCUUUUCAACGAGUGACCACUUAUAAUUCAUCUUAA